AUGGCUAGAAUUACAGUACUUAUUUCUGGUUCAGGGACCAAUUUACAAGCGUUGCUAGAUGCUCAGAAACAGGGUAAACUCAAUCAUGAUAUAACUCAUGUGAUCUCUUCCUCAGAGACAGCAUAUGGUUUGAUUCGUGCACAACAAAACUCUAUUCCAACAACGACACAUUUACUCAAGACAUAUUAUAAAGGAAUUCCCAAGGAGCAGACCAAAGAAAGACAACAAAGGCGAGAACAAUUCAACUUGGACUUGGCCAAUUUGCUCAUUUAUGGAUCAAUUGAAGGUGAAACCGAUCCAAAAGAAGGCUAUAUCAAACCCGAUUUGAUUGUAUGUGCAGGAUGGAUGUUGAUUCUUUCACCAACAAUUUUGCAGCCUCUCGAAAAAGCAGGUAUCACCAUUAUCAACUUACAUCCGGCAUUGCCUGGUGCCUUUGAUGGAACUCACGCCAUUGACCGAUGUUGGAAAGCCGGUCAGGAUGGCGAGAUUACCAAAGGUGGAGUUAUGAUCCAUAAAGUUAUUGCCGAAGUCGACCGCGGAGAGCCUAUUUUGGUAAAGGAAAUAGAUUUGAUCAAAGGUGAGCCUUUGGAACAGUAUGAGAAAAGGGUGCAUGAAGUAGAGCAUGUUGCUAUUGUCGAAGGAACUAAUAUUGUACUCAACCAGUUGAAAUAA
This is a messenger RNA of Lodderomyces elongisporus, 672 nucleotides long. It is a transcript of the gene ADE8, whose product is annotated as phosphoribosylglycinamide formyltransferase. Gene Ontology annotation, cellular component: cytoplasm. The transcript has a single exon. Lineage: Eukaryota; Fungi; Ascomycota; Pichiomycetes; Serinales; Debaryomycetaceae. The coding region runs from base 1 to 672 and encodes 223 amino acids. Gene Ontology annotation, molecular function: phosphoribosylglycinamide formyltransferase activity. Gene Ontology annotation, biological process: 'de novo' IMP biosynthetic process. The record is from RefSeq and is a predicted model, not a curated record.